Bacidia gigantensis is the source of this 2172-nucleotide messenger RNA. RefSeq lists its product as uncharacterized. Lineage: Eukaryota; Fungi; Ascomycota; Lecanoromycetes; Lecanorales; Ramalinaceae. Gene Ontology annotation, biological process: synaptonemal complex assembly; mitotic sister chromatid cohesion; replication-born double-strand break repair via sister chromatid exchange. Gene Ontology annotation, cellular component: cohesin complex; synaptonemal complex. The coding region runs from base 1 to 2172 and encodes 723 amino acids. The record is from RefSeq and is a predicted model, not a curated record. Gene Ontology annotation, molecular function: chromatin binding; protein binding. The transcript is spliced from 7 exons.
AUGUUUUACAGCCAUGAAAUCCUUACGUCCCGGAGGAGUGGACUUGCAACGGUUUGGCUUGCUGCCACUAUAAGCUCCACCCCUGGCCUCAAGAAACUGAAUCGCAAGGCGAUAUUUGAGGUCAAUAUACCCAAGACAUGCGAAAUUGUAAUACAUCCCGAGGCACCGAUGGCUUUAAGACUACAAAGCAACCUAUUGUACGGCAUCUCUCGCAUCUACUCACAGCAGGGAACCUACGUGCUUUCAGACGCUCAACUCGCUCAAGCCAACAUGCGAGCCUUACUCAAAGCUGUCCGAACAUCUGAACUUGACCCAAAGGCCGGCAAAGCACGGCCGGAACAACUCAUAUUGGAAGAUGAUCCUGCCUUUUUCGCCGAUCUAGUACUACCAGAUAUUGAUCUAGACCUCUCCGUGCUAGACUUCUCGACGGACAGAUCACCGCACCCUUCCAGCAUUUUGUCAGCACAUUCGCAUAGAUCAAGCCAAACGAGCGGCGAAGGAUCCGUGCAAGGUUUGAUUUUGCCCUCUUCGGGGUCAGGAGGCGCUGGCGGCUUUCAGCUCCCUAGUGAACAUGGCAGCUCUGUGCAACGGAACGAAAGAUUGGCCCGGCUUCUAGAUGAUGAUGGCGAUGCUUUCAAUAUUGACCCCGGAUUUAGCAUUGAUGCGGAAGGUAAUGUAGUCGAAGAACCUUUUGGUGGAAGUGUGAUUGAAACCGGGCCGGUAAGGGCGAGAAGUGAUGCGGCCGCUCGAGGGCAAGUGAGGUCACAACGUGGAGAUUUUCAACCGCAAGACCAAGCUGGAGCGACGCCUAUGGAUAUGGACUUCGACAUGCCGUUGUUCGAUGAUCAGCAAAUAAUCCUUCCGGAUGCUGAACCUUUCCCUUCAAUGCGACCAGUAGAUCCUGCGAUCCCUGGCCAGGGGACUUCUUCUGCUCAGCCACAGGAAGAAGAAGAAUAUUCUGAGACUGCUGAAGCUCCCAUUCGCCAACGUCGAAAAAAGGCACGUCCUUUAGCCCUAGACCAGAGGAUGGAACUUCGGAAUGCCGAUCUAGCCAGCUGGAAGGACGACUAUCUGACCAACAUGAUAGAAGCUACUCGUGCCCGACUUCAGCAUCGUGCUGUUUCUCUAGCAAAGAAGAACGCUGCUCAAUGGAUUACCGGCAUAGGUAUUGGUGGUGUCGGUGCAGCGAUCGGCACAUCAAACCUACCGGGUCCUCUCCACAUCUUCGCUGGAGAUCCAUUGAUGGACAUGCUUCUCGGUCCGAUAUCAGAUAGAGGUGGGCGCAAACGGCGUCUUAGUGAGGUCAGCGAAGCCGACGUCAGCAGCGAAACCCAACGUCGACGUAUGCGGGAAGGCGACGCAGAGAUCGGUCUUGGAGACGAUGGAAAUUUUUUCCAAAAUGACGAUCUAGGCCUCCACUCAAGCGAAGCACCCGAAAUUGGCCGCCACGCCCCGACACCAUUAGCAGACGACCCAAGCUUUCCCUGGAACACUACUGCCUCAGCCCUUGCAUCCCGACAUGGUUCCUCCAUCGCUCACAGCCACGUCCCCUCCAAUAUAGGUGGUUUCCCCUCCAGCGCCGGCGGAACUGCCCCACCAACUACUUUACCUCUCCGUCAGGGCAGCCAUAUCCCGACCGCCAGCCCAUUAAUCGGACGUGGGAGCCACCGAUUCAGUAGCCUCAAGCUACCCUCCGACGAUGGCAACGGUGAGCUCGACCUAGGUGCCGGCGGGUUCCCUUCCGAUGACGCUAUUGGCGGCAUGGGGGCCGAGUAUGAUGAUUUCGAACUCCAUGGUCCAGCGGCGGGUGUGGGCACGCAGACCCAGAUGCAGAGUCAGUGGUUGAGAGACACCUUGGACCGCGAGGCGGCGAAUUUUCUGGAGUUUGUAAGGGAGGCGACUACUACCGGCAAAGGCGAGGAUGAUGACGAUGAGCUUACGGCAGAAGAGCCUGGAGAAGGGCAGGGGAGUAUUGACUUUGAAAAGCUCUUGCCGCCGGACCAGCAUAGUACUGUUGUCGCAGCGCAGGCAUUCCAUCAUGUGCUUGCUCUUGCGACGAUGGGGAAUCUCGAUGUGCAGCAGGCAGCACCGUUUGGGCCGAUCAAAAUGAAGGUCGCAGAAGUCACAAAUCUUGGUAGUGAACAGGCAAUGGAGUUCGAGAUUGAGGCUUGA